This is a messenger RNA of Mucor mucedo, 793 nucleotides long. RefSeq lists its product as uncharacterized. NCBI's taxonomy places the organism in Eukaryota, Fungi, Mucoromycota, Mucoromycetes, Mucorales, Mucoraceae. The transcript is spliced from 2 exons. The coding region runs from base 93 to 770 and encodes 225 amino acids. The record is from RefSeq and is a predicted model, not a curated record.
UCCCAUUAUAAUCCAUCCAUUCACACCAUCCUCAUCACGUGGCCCACGCGUCUCUCUCUCUUUCUUUUAAUUUUUUUUUAUAUAUAUAUAAAAUGGACAGUGAUUCGAAAUGGAACUUUGAAGCACCAAAGUUUUGGGACUUGUCAGAAACUACAAAACAAGGUCGACCCAAUGACUCUUGGUUCACCAAACGUAAUAUUUCUGCAGCAUCCUUUGGCACCAGCACCCGAAAAAGACGAGCAUUACGAGUCAUGAGUUUCGAUCAUAAACCAAACAAACCAAAGCCUGUACGAGUACCAGACGAGACAGUCUUUGACCGGUUGGCAAGAGAAAGUACCAUUUCCUUUUCGAAUAAAAUGGUUGUGCUCCCAACAGCAGCAGAAACAACAACGACGACGGAAGCAGCAUCCGAACUGAGAAGAGAGCAAAGGAAAUCCAUGCUAGUGCAAAAGAACCCAAUUAAAGAAAGAGUCGCUACAUUCUUUACCCAUCUUAUCCAGAAGAAUGCACCCAAGAAAAAGGCACUACUGGAAAGGAAACAAAGGAGAAUCAACGAUUUCUUUCAUGCCCUGAUACAGCGAAAUAAAUCCUUGUAUGAGACAAAACAAUUAGAGAAUGUAAAGCAACAAGUGAUUGCUGUGAAAUAUUUUGAUCAGAGACUAUCCAUGAAACGAAAGAGAUCUAUCACAUCCACUCUCGAUGGUUACAAACGAGCUAAAACAGAAUUGACUAGAUCCAAGGAGAGAACUAGCAUACUCAUGCCUAAAUAAACAGGUUUUUUUUUUUUUUUUUU